AUGAACAUGGAAUUUGGGCUUUUGGCAGAAGAUUGCUGGACUUCUUAUCGUGUAAGUUCAACUGUGUGUACAUUAGAAUUUUGUGGUAUCGGUGUUUAUGUUGCAUUACUGUUGAUUGAGAAGCUGCAAUCCACUUUUCCACUAAAUUACAUUUUAAUUGGCUUUGUGGUCAUUUCAUUUUUUGUGGGUGCUGGAUUCUUGCACAAUAAUCUAGUGACUCUUAUUAUAUCAGCUGGAGCGACAUUACUGAUUUCAUUAAUAGUGAUUCUCUGCUCUUGGAAAUUGAAAGGCUUGCCUACAAAUGGCUUAACUGUACUCAUGACACUGGCAGCUGUAUUCGCCAUUGCGGGAUCAGCGAUGUAUAUCUUCCGAAGAAAUCUAUACUUGAAAAUUCUCUCUGGUGCGUCUUUAUGUUUUGCAGCAAUCCUUAUGAUGUUCGUCAUAUUAAAUUUAAGCAAACUACAGUAUGUAAAUCGGAAACGAGUAGAUUUGGUAAACAAUCGUAUUUGA
Messenger RNA from Trichobilharzia regenti, 510 nucleotides. NCBI's taxonomy places the organism in Eukaryota, Metazoa, Platyhelminthes, Trematoda, Strigeidida, Schistosomatidae. The record is from the annotation of a GenBank genome assembly.